AUGGGUCCUGUCGGGCCCAGCAAAAGUCUACGUUCAAGAACAAUCCGUGAUUCAUCACCAAUUAUAUGCGAAGACGAAGAUAAAACGAUAUCUUUGGACAGGAAACUGAACUUCGCAUCAUUCGUCUCAAUAAGACCAGUUGGGAAGAAGGCGAUCCCUUGGGUCAGGCAACAGCAACAGAAAAUAGCUGAAGAGCGCCGCUUAACCGAACUCGACUGGCAAUUCGACAAUAUAAAAACUAUUUUGAGAUGUUCCAACGCAACUCCUGUUCGCUGUCGUGUCGGCACCCGAUUCGCUUGCAGUUACUGCCUUGACCAGUUCCAAAACCCAACGGAAUUGAGAAACCAUUCAACGCAGGAUCACAUCAACGAUAAACCAGAGUUCUUCAACGCUAGAUCUCUCUCUAGACACAUUGUGUACCUAGAUAUAACCGGUUUGCAGUGCAAAAUUUGUGACCAAUCCAUUGAAAGUUUGGAGCAACUCAUGGAUCAUUUGAAAGCAGUACAUGAUGAAUUGGUUUACAAACAGAUUAAGAAUCAAAUUGUUCCGUUUAAGUAUGAUGGGAGGAAGGUCCUGUGUGGUGUCUGUGGGAUUGAUAUUGGGGAGUACAAUGACUUUCAGGAUCACAUGUCGGACCAUUAUAGGAACUAUGUUUGUGGAUUCUGUGAUUCCGGGUUCGUUAUUCGCAGUAAAAUGCUGGAACAUAAGAAAACUGUGCAUUUAGUUUAG
This is a messenger RNA of Spodoptera frugiperda (fall armyworm), 729 nucleotides long. RefSeq names its product zinc finger protein 366-like. The transcript is spliced from 2 exons. Bases 1 to 729 code for a protein of 242 amino acids. Gene Ontology annotation, cellular component: nucleus. Gene Ontology annotation, molecular function: RNA polymerase II transcription regulatory region sequence-specific DNA binding; DNA-binding transcription factor activity, RNA polymerase II-specific. The record is from RefSeq and is a predicted model, not a curated record. Gene Ontology annotation, biological process: regulation of transcription by RNA polymerase II. Lineage: Eukaryota; Metazoa; Arthropoda; Insecta; Lepidoptera; Noctuidae.